Cynara cardunculus var. scolymus (artichoke) is the source of this 2855-nucleotide messenger RNA. RefSeq names its product protein VACUOLELESS1. Gene Ontology annotation, cellular component: lysosomal membrane; cytoplasm; endosome. Gene Ontology annotation, molecular function: actin binding. The record is from RefSeq and is a predicted model, not a curated record. Lineage: Eukaryota; Viridiplantae; Streptophyta; Magnoliopsida; Asterales; Asteraceae. Gene Ontology annotation, biological process: vacuole fusion, non-autophagic; endosomal transport; intracellular protein transport. The transcript is spliced from 15 exons. Bases 39 to 2564 code for a protein of 841 amino acids.
GCACCAUCGAUCGGUAGAAGGUCACCGCCGAUCACUUGAUGGCAGGCGUAUCCAUCGCCGCAGAGUGGCAACUUCUCGGCGACAAGUACUACCGAAAACCAGAACUCUAUCAAUUACGAUGGAAAAACAUCGAUCUUGCUCGAAACAAGGUCGCCUGCGCCCCAUUUGGCGGUCCAAUUGCCGUCAUCCGCGACGACUCCAAGAUCGUCCAGCUAUAUGCCGAAUCCGCCCUUCGUAAACUCCGUAUAUACAACUCCGCCGGCCGACAAAUAUCUGAGACCGUAUGGAGAAACCCUGGUGGACGGUUGAUCGGAUUGUCGUGGACCGAUGAGCAAGUACUAGUCUGUGUGACACAAGACGGUACCGUUUAUAGGUAUGACAUCCACGCAAAGAUAAUUGAAUCUAAUGUUAGCAUGGGUAAGGAGUGUUUCGAACAGAGUGUGGUUGAAUGUGUGUUUUGGGGCAAUGGUGUUGUAUGUAUCAAUGAAGCUUUCCAGUUGUUCUGUAUUCCUGAUUUGAAAAACCCUAAACCCUCUAAGCUCGCGGAUGCGGGAUUAGAAGAGUUUCCCCUUUGUAUGGCGGUGAUCGAGCCGCAGUAUACUAUGUCAGGAAACGUGGAGGUGUUGCUCGGAGUUGGAGAUCAUGUGUUGUUGGUCGAAGAGGAUGGAGUUCAGACUGUGGGCGAUGGGUUGGGACCUUUGCAGAAGAUGGUUGUUUCGCAUAAUGGCAAGUUAAUGGCGUCAUUUACUCACGAUGGUCAGCUUCUUGUGAUGCCCACAGAUUUUUCGAACAUCAUAUUUGAGUACAGUUGUGAGUCUACUCUUUCUCCAGAGCAACUUGUAUGGUGUGGAAUGGACAGUGUGUUGCUCUAUUGGGAUGAUAUGCUUCUGAUGGUGGGCCCGUAUGGAGAUCCAGUUCGUUACCUUUACGAUGAACCAAUUAUUCUUAUUCCAGAGUGUGAUGGAGCUAGGAUAUUGUCUAACUCAAAUAUGGAGUUUCUACAACGGGUUCCAGCUUCCACUGAAUCUAUAUUUAAGAUUGGGAGCACAGAACCAGCUGCGUUGUUGUAUGAUGCCUUGGAUCAUUUUGACCGGCGGAGUGCAAAGGCUGAUGAAAAUUUGAGACUGAUACGCCCAUCGCUGCCUGAGGCUGUUGAAGCCUGUGUUGACGCUGCAGGCCAUGAAUUCGAUCCUUCGCUACAACAGACGCUACUAAGGGCUGCAAGCUAUGGACAAGCAUUUUGUAGCCAAUUUCAACGUGAGAGCAUUCAGGAGAUGAGUAAAACAUUGCGGGUUCUAAAUGCUGUACGCAGCCUGGAGACUGGGAUUCCACUCAGUAUACAUCAAUAUAAGUUGCUUACACCAUCAGUUUUGAUCGGUCGAUUGGUUAAUGCCCACCAACAUCUGCUGGCGCUGAGGAUAUCAGAUUACCUUGGAAUGAACCAAGAAGUGGUUAUCAUGCACUGGGCUUGUUCAAAGUUAACAGUAUCAUCAGCAAUUCCUGAUGCUGCUCUCCUUGACAUCUUACUUGAUAAGUUGAAAUUGUGCAGAGGCAUUUCUUAUGCUGCAGUUGCUGCUCAUGCAGAUCAGACUGGUCGCCGGAAAUUAGCUGCUAUGCUAGUUGAACAUGAACCUCUUUCCUCAAAGCAGGUUCCUCUGUUACUAGGCAUAGGGGAAGAAGAUACGGCCCUGACAAAGGCAGCUGAAAGUGGUGAUACAGAUCUUGUUUAUCUUGUUUUGUUUCAUAUAUGGCAGAAGAGACCGGCAUUGGAGUUAUUCGGGAUGAUACAAGCUAGACCUCUUGCACGCGAUUUAUUUGUAUGUUAUGCCCGGUGCUAUAAGCAUGAGUUUCUGAAAGAUUUCUUUCUUUCAACUGGUCAGCUUCAUGAUGUUGCCUUCUUAUUGUGGAAAGAAUCCUGGGAGAUAGCAAAGAAUCCAAUGGCAAGUAGAGGAUCUCCACUUCAUGGUCCACGCAUAAAACUUAUUGAAAAAACCCAGUCUCUUUUCUCUGAAACAAAGGAGCAUGUUUUUGAGUCAAAGGCAGCUGAAGAACAUGCAAGAUUAUUAAGGAUACAGCAUGAGCUAGAAGUAAGUACAAAGCAACCAAUAUUUGUUGAUUCGAGUAUUAGUGAUACUAUUCGGACAUGUAUAGUAUUGGGCAAUCAUCGGGCUGCACUGAAAGUUAAAACAGAAUUCAAGGUUUCAGAGAAACGAUGGUAUUGGCUAAAAGUUUUUGCUUUGGCAACAAUCAGGGACUGGGAUGCAUUGGAAAAGUUUUCAAAGGAGAAAAGGCCUCCAAUUGGUUUUCGGCCAUUUGUGGAGGCAUGCAUUGAUGCCGAUGAAAAAGCUGAAGCCUUAAAGUACAUCACGAAGCUUGCGGAUCCUCGCGAAAGAGCAGAGGCUUAUGCUCGAAUAGGCAUGGCAAAGGAAGCUGCAGAUGCUGCAUCACAGACUAAAGACGGCGAGUUGCUGGGUCGCCUCAGAAACACUUUACAACAGAAUUCGGCAGCUUCAUCCAUUUUUGAUACUCUCAGAGAUCGACUAUCCUUCCCGAGUGUUUCUUAGUGUUGCUAUGGGCUGCUAUUUUCUUUCUCGUGGGUUAUCAAAUCGUCGAUAUAAUAAGUAGUCUUGAUGUAUAAAUUUGUUGUAUAAACAAAUUUAAUGUAAGUUGAGAGCUUUCUCUUUGAGUGUGAUUUUGAAAGUUUGGUGUUUCUAAUUUAUGUUUUGGGUUUGUAACUCAUUUAACGGAAGGAAUUGGUUUUAGAUUUUAUUCUAAUUUCCUAGAAGAGUUCUUAGCUUAAAUCCUUGUGAUACAUUGAAGAGAUUGUAUUAAGUGGAGUUGAUGCUUGUUGCCUU